AUGUCUUACAACUGCAGGUCUGGAAACUUCUCCUCCUGCUGUUUUGGAGGUUACCUGGGGUAUCUAGUUUCCACUUAUAAUUUGUUCUACCCCAGCAAUGCCAUCUAUUCUCCAAAUACCUGCCAACUGGGCUCCUCUCUCUACAAUGGCUGUGAGGAGAUCUACUGUGAGCCCACCAGCUGCUAGACAUCCUGCACUUUGGCCAGAUCCUAUCAGACAUCCUGCUACUGCCCAAAGAAUUUCAUCUUCUGCAGUCCCCGCCAGCCUAACUACAUAAGAUCCCUUGGAUGUGGAAACACUGGCCUUGGAUCUCUUGGUUGUGGAAGCACUGGCUUCCAGUCUCUGGACUGUGGGUCCAGCUUCUACCACCCAACUACCUUUUCAUCCAGGAAUUUCCAGGCAACUUGUUACUAA
Pongo pygmaeus (Bornean orangutan) is the source of this 414-nucleotide messenger RNA. It is a transcript of the gene KRTAP15-1, whose product is annotated as keratin associated protein 15-1. Lineage: Eukaryota; Metazoa; Chordata; Mammalia; Primates; Hominidae. The record is from RefSeq and is a predicted model, not a curated record. The transcript has a single exon.